GAGUUCAAGAUUUUAGCUUUCCAAAAUCCAGAAUUCAAGAUUUUGGCCAAUUUCAAGGUUUUAGCUUCCCAAAAUCCUGAAUUUCAGAUUUUCGGUCAUUUAAAGAUUUAAGCUUUCAAAAAUGGUAAAUUCAAGAUUUUGGACCAUGUCAAGAUUUUAGUUUUCCAAAAUCCUGAAUUCAAGAUUUUAGCUUUCCAAAAUGCUGAAUUUCAGAUUUUUGGUCAUUUAAAGAUUUAAGCUUUCAAAAAUGGUAAAUUCAAUAUUUUGGACCAUUUCAAGAUUUUAGCUUUCCAAAAUGGUGAAUUCAGGAUUUUGGCCGAUUUGAAGAUUUUGGCUUUCCAAAAUCCUCAAUUGAAGAUUUUUGGGGAGUUCAACAUUUUAGUUUUCCAAAAUCCUGAAUUCAAGAUUUUUGCCCAUUUCAAGAUUUUAGCUUUCCAAAAUGCUGAAUUCAAGAUUUUGGCCGAUUUGAAGAUUUUGGCUUUCCAAAAUCCUCAAUUGAAGAUUUUUGGGGAGUUCAAGAUUUUAGUUUUCCACGAUCCUGAAUUCAAGAUUUUGGCCGAUCUCAAGAUCUCAGCUUUUCAAAAACCUGACUUUAAAAUUUUGGGCGAGUUCAAGAUUUUAGCUUUCCAAUAACCUGAAUUAAACAUUUUGGUCAAUUUUAAGAUUUUGGCCGAUUUCAAGAUUUUAGCUUUCCAAAAUGCUGAAUUCAAGAUUUUGGCCGCUUUGAAGAUUUUGGCUUUCCAAAAUCCUCAAUUGAAGACUUUUGGGGAGUUCAAGAUUUUAGUUUUCCAAAAUCCUGAAUUCAAGAUUUUGGCCGAUUUCAAGUUUUUAGCUUACAAAAAUCCUGAAUUCGAGAUUUUGGCCGAGUCAAAGAUUUUAGCUUUCCAAAAUCCUGAAUUCAAGAUUUUGGCCGAUUUUAAGAUUUUAUCUAUCCAAAAUCAAGGAUUCAAGAUUUUGGCCCAUUUCAGGAUUUUAGCUUUAUAAAAUCCUCAAUUCCAGAUUUUGGCCCAUUUCAAGAUUUUAGCUUUCCAGAAUCCUGAAUUCAAGAUUUUGGCCAAUUUCAAGAGUUUAGCUUUCGAAAAUCCUGAAUUCAACAUUAUGGCCGAUUUCAAGAUUUUAGCUUUCCAUAACCGUAAAUUCAAGAUUUUGGCCGAUUUCAAGAUUUUAUCUUUCCAAAAUCAUGAAUUCAAGAUUUUGGGCGAGUUCAUAAUUUUAGCUUCCCAAAAUCCUGAAUUCAAGAUUUUGGCCAAUUUCAAGAGUUUAGCUUUCGAAAAUCCUGAAUUCAAGAUUUUGGCCGAGUUCAAAAUUUUAGCUUCCCAAAAUCCUAAAUUUCAGAUUUUCGCUCAUUUCAAGAUUUUAGCUUUCCAAAAUCCCGAAUUCAAGAUUUUUGCCCAUUUCAAGAUUGUAGCUUUCGAAAAUGCUGAAUUCAAGAUUUUGCUCGAUUUCUAG
Messenger RNA from Porites evermanni, 1449 nucleotides. The record is from the annotation of a GenBank genome assembly. NCBI's taxonomy places the organism in Eukaryota, Metazoa, Cnidaria, Anthozoa, Scleractinia, Poritidae.